Messenger RNA from Cyprinus carpio (common carp), 3435 nucleotides. It is a transcript of the gene cass4, whose product is annotated as Cas scaffold protein family member 4. Gene Ontology annotation, biological process: cell surface receptor protein tyrosine kinase signaling pathway; cell migration. Gene Ontology annotation, cellular component: cytoplasm; plasma membrane. The record is from RefSeq and is a predicted model, not a curated record. Lineage: Eukaryota; Metazoa; Chordata; Actinopteri; Cypriniformes; Cyprinidae. Gene Ontology annotation, molecular function: protein binding.
CUCUUAUUGUGAAGUGUCUGGAGACUGGGUUUAUUCGGGCAAUGUGUGUGUGUGACACAGAGCAACAAGAAGACCAGAGAACAGAAAUAUAGCAAACAGAAGUACAGAUGCUUUACUGUGUUUGUCAGUUCUACAUGGACUUUUGAAUGGGAUUUAUGAACUGACUGAUCAUAAGAUUCAUAUCUCGGAGAUGGAGAAGCUGUUUGCCAAAGCUCUUUAUGACAACACAGCCGAAACCGAGGAUGAACUGGCCUUUAGCAAGGGUGACAUCAUCAUUGUGCUGGAGAAGAACGUGGCUGAGAGCACCGGCUGGUGGAAGUGUGCUCUUCAUGGACGUCAGGGCCUGGCACCAGCAAACCGCCUGGCUCCGCUUUCCUCAGCAGAGGCUGAGAAACAUUGUAUGAACUUGGGUACAGAGAGGGACUACUCGAGCAACCACUGCCAACAGAACAUCUAUCAGACUCCAAAAGCUAGCAGGCCACCAGUGAUUCCGAUUUAUGAAGAAAUGAGUACAAUAUAUAAAGUGCCCCCUCAAGCUGCCUCUUCACAAGAUAAGCACACGACACAAUUGGAUCUAGAAGGAACCAGGCCUUCUCAUGACACUUUAACAGCCAGAGUUGGUACAGAAAUAUAUGAUGUCCCAAGCCUGGUGAAAAAACCCUCCUUGUUCAGAUCAUCUACACUGCAGCAUUUGGAAGGGAAUACAUCAGUGACAUCAAACACAGACUUUCAUAAUAGAUAUGAACUGUUGCACAGUGCGAGAUGUGCGACUGCAACCAAGAAAAAAGUCGCCAUAUUACCCCCAAUGACUUCCCAAGACCCCAAUUAUGACGUCCCAGUGCCCUCCAUCAGUGAGGAUAUUAAAAAGCCUCUAUGUGAUUAUACUACCAUGCCAAAACCCUGUAAGUCUGAAUGGAUUUAUGACGUGCCUGUUUUCCCCCAAAAACAAGGAUGUGAACCCAAAACUAUGAAUUCAAACAAGCCGCUUUAUGACACUUUGCCAAAUCACAGCUGGCCUGAAAACAGGCAUGGCCCCAUCCAGCCCCUCUAUGACAUCCCUAAACCGAGCACUGCAGUGGUGCAGUCUUGUACAGAUACUGGGAAUGCAACAAAUUCAUGCAUCUACGAUGUCCCACCUUGCCUUAAACAAACAGAGAGCCCUGUAGUGUUACCCAGAAAGCAAAGCCCUCCUGAAACAGACUCUAAAAAGACCCAUGAAUCUCUUGAGUACAGUGAUAAACCUGGACCCAUGUAUGACCAACAUCACCGUUGGCCCUUGAGGGGCAGAACAGUGUCCAGGCAGCCUGUGGAUGAGACGAUUAGAAGGGACGAUGAGGACAACAAAGACCACCAGAGGAGCUCAACAGUGUCCACCUCCUCCACAGCUUCCAGUUCUUCCAGGAGCUCAUGCGACUCUUUCAUGCUGAGUUCUCCUGAACCUGAGCCCUUGCGUGAGGUCACACUUUCACAGGAGGAAGCCAGCAACAGGUUGCUUGAGCUGCAAGAAGCAGUGUGCCAAUCUGUGCCCAAGCUUAUGCUGUUCGUCAGCAGCCAGUGGAGAACCAAAGAGCAUCUGAGUCAGCACCUCCAUCAGAUCCACAUGGCCACGGAAGACGUGACUGACUCUGUCACCUGCUUCUUGAACUUCGCCUUGGAUGUCAGAGGUAACGCACAGCGACUGACAGACCUCAACCUGCGGACCAGGCUUCUGAAGCAGCUCUCCAUCGUUGAAGACUCGGGCUUGAUCCUUCAGCAGGCUGCAAGGACUCUGCGAGAUCUGGGCUGGCUACUAGAUACGCUAGCUCAGGAUGACAGCCAGCCACAGACGCCUGACGACUUGGAGCGCUUUGUUAUGGUGGCUCGAACCAUACCAGAGGAUGUGAAGAGGCUGGUAUCCAUCCUGAAUGCAAAUGGAAAGCUUCUUUUCAGAGUCCGGGCUAAGGAACCAGAAGUGGUGGAGAAUAUACGCCCGUCUGAAAGGAGAAGUCACAGAAAAAGUGAACCAAUGGUAGACUCAGGAAUAGAUGAAAGUGACUAUGUACAACUUCAGACAAAGACAGAGUUCGACCAACAACCAAAGCCAGCAAAAAGCAGUUUUAAAUCGAAGAAGAAUGGUGAUAGCUUGAAAAAACAGGUUUCCAAAUCACAGUCCAUUAACCCCUGCAGUCCACUCCAGACCCCCAUCUCUGACCACUGCCGGCUGUAUUUUGGAGCUAUUCAGAAGGCCAUCACCGUGUUUAUAAGUAGCCUGAAUGAUGGACAGCCCCCUGAAACGUUCAUCUCCCACAGCAAGCUGGUCAUCAUGGUGGGCCAAAGACUCGUGAACACUCUGUGUAGUGAAGCUAAAAAUCGAGAGGCCAGCAGGGAAAUGUUGUCUAUGAGCAAUCAGCUGUGUGCCCAUCUCAAGCAACUGGCCAUGGUGACCAAGAAGGCAGCUUUGAACUUCCCUGACAAACUGGCUCUCCAGGAGGUGCAGGACAUUGCCAGAGAGCUGGCUCAAAAGGCACAACACUUCAGAGUAUCACUGGACGACUGAGCAGCAGUUUGCCAUCUGUUUGCCCAGUUUAUCGUGUGGAGGUGGUCUGGUGAAGACAACAUGGUAUUUGUGAAAUAUCUCAAUUUGUGUGAUUUGUAUGUGAGUGUAAACUAGCCACCCUUAAAACAAGCUCCUUUUUUUGUUCAACCUGUUAGUCUGGAUGAGGAGGCAGUGUUAAAGGUUACAAAGGGAAAACUUUUAAUUAUAACCUCAAAUAACAACAUGGUGUGUGCAAAUACCAGUUAAGGUGUUUACAUAUAGAUAUUAAAAGUCUGUUGCAAUCAGGUUUGGCUGUCACAGUUAAAAAAUGUAUAUAUCCGAUAAAAGAACAUUGUUUGAAGUGUUUGCAUGGACUUACAGUAUGUCGUUGUUGGGUUAUUAUGCGAUCUCUGUGUCAUUGUGCAUGUAAACACAUGAAGACAAAGCAGAAAACGUGCUAGUUGCUGUGCAGAUGUUAAAGUAACAGUUCACCCAAAAAUGGAAAUUCUGUCAUAGAAUGUUAAUUUUUGGAUAAACUGCUCUUUUUAAAAACAGCAAUACAGUAACAGUCUUAAACAUGAUCUGGGCAUCUAUUAGUCUUAUUCUUUGUGGUGUUCUCAUUCUGCCAAACCUCAUAUUGCACUUUUAUAAUGCCCGACACUGUAUAAAGAUUUUUGGUCGUAAUAAAUAGACAAAAUGUAUGUAGAUGACUAUAUUAUGUGUCUGAAAAUUCAGUGUUUGAGCAAAAUGUAAAUAUUUCCUCAAUACAAUGAAUGUUCAUUUUUUUGUAUAAUUUGUCAGUGUUCUAGUUUUCAAUAUUCACACACUGUGAGAAUAUAGAAUUCUGUUUUUUUCACAUAUAAUUAUGUCUGUGAAAAUAUUUCUUCUAGACACAAAUAAAAUGUUAAUUAUCAACAGUU